Canis lupus familiaris (dog) is the source of this 1884-nucleotide messenger RNA. RefSeq names its product TNF receptor superfamily member 11a (gene TNFRSF11A). The coding region runs from base 1 to 1884 and encodes 627 amino acids. The transcript is spliced from 11 exons. NCBI's taxonomy places the organism in Eukaryota, Metazoa, Chordata, Mammalia, Carnivora, Canidae. Gene Ontology annotation, biological process: ossification; response to interleukin-1; positive regulation of bone resorption. The record is from RefSeq and is a predicted model, not a curated record. Gene Ontology annotation, molecular function: cytokine binding; tumor necrosis factor receptor activity. Gene Ontology annotation, cellular component: external side of plasma membrane.
AUGGCCCCGCGCGCCCGGCGGCGCCGCCCGCUGCCCGCGCUGCUGACGCUGUGCGCGCUGCUCUGCCCGCUGCAGGUGACUUUUCAGAUCACACUUCCGUGUACCCGUGAGAGGCAUUACGAGCAUUUCGGACGGUGCUGUAAUAAAUGUGAACCAGGGAAGUACAUGUCUUCUAAAUGCACUACUACCUCUGAAAGUGUGUGCCUGCCCUGUGGCCCGGAUGAAUACUUGGACACCUGGAAUGAAGAAGAUAAAUGCUUGCUGCAUAAAGUGUGUGACACAGGCAAGGCCCUGGUGGCGGUGGAGCCCGGCAACCGGACGGCCCCGCGCCGCUGCGCCUGCACCGCGGGCUACCACUGGAGCGCCGACUGCGACUGCUGCCGCCGCAACGCCGAGUGCGCGCCCGGCUUCGGCGCCCUGCACCCGGUGCAGCUCAACAAGGACACGGUAUGCAAGCCCUGCCUCCUAGGCUACUUCUCCGAUGUCUUUUCUUCCACUGAGAAAUGCAAACCCUGGACCAACUGUAGCAUUCUUGGAGAGAAGGAAGUACGUCAUGGGACUGAUAAAUCAGAUGUGGUUUGUAGUUCUUCUCUGCCAUCUACAAAGCCACCAAAAGAACCCCAGAUUUACUUGCCCAGUUUAAUUAUUCUGCUUCUCUUCAUAUCCGUGGCAUUAGUUGCUGCUGUCAUCUUUGGUGUUUAUUAUAGGAAAAAAGGAAAAGCACUAACAGCUAAUUUGUGGCACUGGGUCAAUGAGGCUUGCGGCCGCCUAAGUGUAAAUAAGGAGUCCUCAGGCAACAAUUUUAGCAGCGCUCACAUGGAAGCCUCUAGUCAGCGUGAAAUUUGUGAUGGUGUCUUACUGCUGACUCUGGAAGAGAAGAUGUUUUCUGAAGAUAUGUGCUGCCCAGACAGUGGUGGUGGCUGUGGGGGCGCGUGUGCAGGCGGCGGCCCCAGUACAGGGGGAGAAGAUGCCGGAAUGCUCACCUUGGUCAGCCAGGUGGAGGGGGACUCCUGCAGGCAGAUUCCCACGGAGGACGAAUACGUGGACAGGUCCUCCCAGACCCCAGACUCUUCCCUGUUCCUCACUCAGCCUGGAAGCAAAUCCACACCCCCUUUCCCCGAGCCCCUGGAGGUGGGGGAGAAUGACAGGUUGAGCCAGUGCUUCACUGGGACAGAGAGCCUGGGAGAUUCUGAAAGCGGCAACUUGGUGGAGCCGCCGUGCAGGACUGAUUGGAUCCCCAUAGCCUCCGAAAAGUACUUGCAAAAAGAAGUGGAGGGUGGCCACUGCCCCCACUGGGCAGCCAGCUGCAGCUUCAGCUCGGCGGAUGGCUGUGCAAACUGCGGAAAGCCUCCCGGGGGGGGCCGGGAACCCCUCGUGGCUUCCCCGAAAAGUGGACCUCUGCCCCAGUGCGCCUACGGCAUGGGCCUUCCGCCCGAGGGUGCAGCAGAUGGGGCCGGCCAGCCCCUGGACGGGGCUGACGUCAGGCUUCCCGGCUCCAUGAGGGGAGGCCCUGGGUCUGCAAGUGCCUCUGGGGACCAGCCACCUGCAUCUGGAAAUGUGACUGGAAACAGUAACUCCACGUUUAUUUCCAGCGGGCAGGUGAUGAACUUCAAGGGCGACAUCAUCGUGGUCUACGUCAGCCAGAGCUCCCAGGAGGGCGCGGCGGGCCCGGGCGGCGGCGCGGGGGAGCCGGUGGGCCGCCCGGUGCAGGAGGAGAGCUCGCCGCGCUGCGACUCGUUCGCCGGCCUCGGGCCGCGCUUCCCGGACCCGUGCGCAGGCCUGGACGCGCGCCCCGGCGGGGGGCUGCAGCAGCGCGGCGCCCCCGGGCCCCCCCAGGCCUCGCGGCCGGUGCAGGAGCAGGGCCAGGCCCAGAUAAUGGCAUGA